AUGGAGAAUGAAUUGUUUAAGGUGGUGAGGGAGAAAUAUGGAGCAAAAUUGGAUUCCAUUAUUAAGGAAAAGGUGAGUGUGGUAUGCGGCGAUAUCACUCGUGAUUGCUUGGGAUUAGAAACCUCCAUUUUGGAAGAGGUGUUUGGACAAGUGGAUAUUAUCAUCAAUUCAGCCGCAACUACAAAUUUUGAUGAAAGAUACGAUAUAGCGUUGGGAAUCAACACAGUUGGAGCGGCAAAUGUUUUGAGUUUUGCGAAAAAAUGCAGAAAAUUGAGGACGUUGCUUCAUGUUUCUACUGCAUAUGUGUGUGGAAAGAAUGAGGGACUUAUUCCAGAAACGCCAUUAAAAAUGGGUGAGGCAUUAAACAUGACUCCGGGAUUAAAUAUUGAGAUGGAAAAGAAAAUUGUCGACGAUAAUCUCCGAUCGCUACAUUCAGCACCAGAAAAUCAUAUUAAAUCAAUGAUGAGAGAAUUAGGUCUCCAAAGGGCAAGGAAAUAUGGGUGGCCAAAUACUUACACUUUCACAAAGGCAAUGGGAGAAAUGAUGUUGGAACAAUUCAAAGAAAAUAUACCUCUCAUAAUAAUCCGUCCUACCAUAGUAACUAGUACUUUCAAACAACCCUUUCCGGGUUGGACUGAAGGAGUCAGUUAUUUGGGGGGACGGAGAGGGUAUGUAGACAUGGUGGUGAAUGCUAUGAUGGUAUCAAUAGCCACACACGUGUACAAAACGACACCGAUGAUUUACCACGUCGGAUCUUCGGCAUCAAACCCGAUAUCAUAUCUUCGCAUUCGAGAUAUCAACACUCGUUUCUUCAUAGAAAAUCCAUGGAUGAGCCGAGAUGGAAAGCCUGUCAUUGUUACAAGGGGCACACAGUUGCCUACUAAGCUUGCUAUCCAAAUAUACAUCAACCUCAAUUACUUGAUUCCCAUUAAGAUUCUAGGUGUUGUAAAUGCAGCAAGUUUUGGAUAUUUUGAUAGAACCUAUAUUGAUCGUUCAAGAAAGGUCAAGUUCUUGAUGCGGAUGUUCGAUCUAUUUAGCCCUUAUAUGUUCUUCAGUAUAGUUUUCGACGACAUAAAUAUGGAAAAAUUGAAAAGCUCCGUAAACGAGAUGUGUGGUGAUAUCGAGAAUGAGAUUUUUAACUUUGAUCCGAAAAGUAUAAAUUGGGAUGAUUAUCUUAUGCAUACUCACAUUCCAGGCCUCGUCAAAUAUUCUUUCAAACGUUGAUUGAGUAAAUUAUGAUGCAUGUAUUAAAUUUAUUAAAUUGUGUGUAAUAUUAAAUUUUAAAUUAAAAUGAGUGCUAGACAUUUGUAAUUUUUCAUUUUACUAUGGGAGAUAUAAGUAGUUGUA
Molecule: messenger RNA, 1347 nt
Organism: Salvia miltiorrhiza (redroot sage)
Lineage: Eukaryota; Viridiplantae; Streptophyta; Magnoliopsida; Lamiales; Lamiaceae
Product: fatty acyl-CoA reductase 3-like
Exons: 7
Coding region: 1-1224 (407 amino acids)
Biological process (GO): long-chain fatty-acyl-CoA metabolic process; suberin biosynthetic process
Cellular component (GO): intracellular membrane-bounded organelle
Molecular function (GO): alcohol-forming very long-chain fatty acyl-CoA reductase (NADP+) activity
Source: RefSeq, a predicted model, not a curated record